This is a messenger RNA of Fragaria vesca subsp. vesca, 1272 nucleotides long. RefSeq names its product putative dual specificity protein phosphatase DSP8-like. Lineage: Eukaryota; Viridiplantae; Streptophyta; Magnoliopsida; Rosales; Rosaceae. The record is from RefSeq and is a predicted model, not a curated record. Gene Ontology annotation, biological process: protein dephosphorylation. The transcript is spliced from 6 exons. Bases 300 to 1139 code for a protein of 279 amino acids. Gene Ontology annotation, molecular function: phosphatidylinositol-4,5-bisphosphate 5-phosphatase activity; protein tyrosine/serine/threonine phosphatase activity.
CUAAGUUAACACUAGACCACUCCUUUCUUUCUCUCUCUCUCUCUCUCUCUCUCUCUCUCUUUUUCUGAGUAUCCCCAAACUUAGAAAACAAAGCCCACCUCUCGAAUAUUCCCCAGAAUCCCUUGUUUCCAACCUCAGAGCUCUUACCCGAUCGGUACCCUCAAUCAAAUUCGGCAGCUUGAUCGUAAAGUUCGGAUCUUUUUGUAAAUUGGAGAUUUUUUUUUGUUUGGGAGAUUUGGGAAAUUAGGGUUUGGUUUUGUAAAGAUUGGAUUUUUGGUGGGUUAGGGUUUUGGUGGGAGAUGAGGAUCGAGCAAUUGGAUGAGCCGGAGUUGGAUCGGAGUGAAGGGAGGCAGAUUGUGAGGGUUGACGAAGCGAAGAGAGCUCUUGUCGGAGCCGGGGCUCGGAUCCUGUUUUACCCGACCCUUUUGUAUAAUGUGCUUCGGAAUAAGAUGGAAGCUGAGUUCAGAUGGUGGGAUGAAGUUGACCAGUUUGUGCUCCUUGGCGCGGUUCCAUUCCCCAAAGAUGUUCCCCAGCUGAAACGACUUGGUGUUGGAGGUGUUAUCACGCUCAAUGAACCUUAUGAAACAUUGGUUCCUUCCUCUCUGUAUCAUGCCCAUGGAAUUGAGCAUGUAGUAAUCCCCACACGUGAUUAUCUCUUUGCGCCUUCAUUUGAAGAUAUCAGCAGGGCAGUGGAGUUCAUUCACAAGAAUGCAUCAUAUGGUAGAACUACUUAUGUUCACUGCAAAGCAGGUCGGGGAAGGAGCACUACCAUUGUGCUUUGCUAUUUGGUGGAAUACAAGAAUAUGACACCGUCUGCUGCCCUGGAGUAUGUGCGAUCCAGAAGGCCUCGUGUGCUACUUGCCCCCUCACAGUGGAAGGCUGUUCAAGAAUACAGCAGAUGUUGUAGAGCUACCAGUGCAUGCUCUCCCUCAGGAGAUGCAGUUCUUAUUACGAAAGAUGACCUUGAAGGGUAUCAUGGCUGUUAUGACAAUACUGCUGGUAAGCAGUUGACAAUGGUACCUAAGAUGGUGAAAUCCAGUCCCAUGAUAGCACGGUUGUCCUGCCUUUUUGCGUCCUUGAAAGUUUCCGGUGGACCAGUCACAAGGCGGCUGCCAGUUCCAGAGCCACGCGCUUGCUGAGCCCCUAAUAGAAGAAGUGGCAGGAGUUGUUUGUUUGUACAGUCGAGGAACAAUUUUGGAAGUUUUACGAAGUUCCAAGGUUUUCGGUAUCUUCAUGUUCAUUGAGAGAGAAGGUAAAUGAAGAAAAUAAGGG